Messenger RNA from Dermacentor andersoni, 8961 nucleotides. RefSeq lists its product as uncharacterized. The record is from RefSeq and is a predicted model, not a curated record. NCBI's taxonomy places the organism in Eukaryota, Metazoa, Arthropoda, Arachnida, Ixodida, Ixodidae.
UGGUGCCCUCUGAGCGCCCUGUGUCAAUAACCGCGCGGCGCGGAGCUUGCGACGCCAAGUUUUUCGACCUUCGUCGGCGCCGAGUACCCCCUGCUCGUCGGGCGAGCAUGAUACAGGCAUGCGGCAGCAGCCAUGGCGGCGCGGAACGUGGCCCUUCCUGCGUCGGUGUCGGAAGUUGUGCCGGCGUCUACUGGAGCUCGCCGAGCGACGACUUCAAGCACCGCCGCCAGCCGCCACCGGAACGUCAGGAACGCCAAGAAUACUGCUACCUGAGCUCUCGUGAUGCGUUCAGCCGCCGUGCAUUUCGCCACAGAAACCACUCGGGCCCCGGAAGCCACAGCCGCUGGCAGGCGGCGGUACCUGACGCAGAAGUGCGCGGCGUACCCGCUCCAACCACGGCGGCGACGACGACGCAGCACCCCCGGCGGCUCCCCAUGCCGACUGCGUCAGCCAAGGCGCCCAGCGACAGCUGUCGCGUCGUCGGCGUGUCUCCUCGGGCGCAGCUUGACGCGGCGGAGAUCCGGGCUGCUCCGGGUAUGGCCGCAGUUCUGGCGUCGGCGCGCGGUUGCGACCGCGGCCUGCAGCCGUUGCAGGGAUCCACGACUCCCGAGGCCAGCCUGCGCGUGCAGCGAGCCCUCCUGAAACUCGAGCUACCCGACUGGUUCCGGCAGCACUACAGGCCUCCCAGAAGGGAUCAUGGGCUCGGCGACGACGCGGCACAGUGGCCCAAGUGGCGCGCGCUUCCAGGCAAAGACGCCAAGCUGCCGGCAGGUCUCCGGCCCUCCCAGACAGCUGAGACAUCGCUGCCGGCUGACCGGAGGAAUCUGGUGAUCCCCAAGCGGGUCACCUUCCGCGACAAGGGCUCGUCACGCAGCGCUGUCAGGCCCUGGGUGUACCGAUCGCUACGGACGCCGUACCUGGGCUGGCGCAGCGCGGGGCACGCGACGACCCCCGCGGUGCAGCAGCAAGCGGCCGUUCGGUGACCGACUGUCACCGAAAGCCCUCGAUGCCUGUCACGAGCACCUUCGCACCCCACCGACGUGUAUUCAUCGCCCACCCUGCACAAUGCUCGCCGGAAUCAGUCACUCGCACGGCAUGCAGUCGCACACGCACCUCGGCCCUGAUUGCGGAAUGCCCUAUACUUGACAUCGUACAGCGAAUUCCAGCGGCCUUACUGGAGCGCCACUAGUGUCCGGCUUUCAAUGGCUCUGCCUGCUGGGCCAACACCUCCUAUACUUGUGUUGGCUGGGCCUAGUUUAUGUACUAUACAGUCAACAGGUUGACGUUCGGCCCUUUCACGUGGGAAACUGACAGAGAGGAGACACGACAAGGCGCUUGCCCUGUCUGCUGUCUGUCAGAUUUCGUAUUUUGUAGCGCUAAGGAACACGGUGGCCCAACUUAAGUGUGAAUGGAAACCUUAGUUUUGCUGCACAUUACGGGUCAUGAGAAUACCAAUGCAUUUGAGGUGGACUUAAAGCGCCCAGGUGCAGUCUUUGUCAAAAUUUUCAAAGCCGCUGCGCGAGUGAUGAGAUCUGCUGAUUGGCGUCGCUGCAGGGCAUUUACUGCAGCGAGCGUAUAGCGCCUUGAGCCUCGGAACAUAGAUCACCAUUGUCCCCGUUGAUGUCUGAGACAUUGGAGUGACGAAUGAUGCUCGGCCAGGUGACAGGUACGGCUACGCACUCAAUGCCUUUUAAACAUGUUACACGCCGUCGCUGCAGUUCUACCUGCGUUUACGCAGAAGAAAAAAAAAAGGAGACGAAAAAUAAAAGAACAGGAAUUGACGCUACCUGGUUGUGUUAAUCGCACCCAUAUAGUUAAGCAUUGUGCCUCUCUUAUAGGUACGCACGCGGCCUCGUGGCAACGUUACGUCUGUUGUUGGUCCCGAAGGGACCCUACGAGGUAUCGCUUAUAGUUUCCUCCCUUCUGCAGAGAAAGCGUUGCGCUACAUUUUGGUCGCUGGAAACCGCAGUACUGAAAUAAUGUUCAUACUCUUUUGUUGCUAUAUCAUCUAUGUUAUGAAAAGGCUUAAUGGUUUUAUCAUUAAGGCUUGGUACUAUCUCAAGCGUUCGCCUUUUGUUGCUUUACUAUACUCACGCAUAUUGACAAGUAUGUCGCGUUUCGUCACUUUUCCUUGUCUCGUACACAGCCCCCGCCGCAGCUGUCUUUAGCACGCGACUCGUGCGCUUCUUUGUGUGUUUGGUCCUCCUACACCGGAGGCUCAGUUCGAGGGGAGCUUUGUUUCUUAGCACGCGCUGCCAAACGGGGGAGCCACAUUGACAGUUGCGCUUCUCGUCAGUGACGAUGACGGCAUGAGCGCCGGGCAAUUGGUUACCCGCAACUAUGAGAAAUUGGGCUAUUUCGCUGCCUGGCGAUAGCGAAGGCCCGGUUGGUGCGUAAGGUGAAGCCGGUGAAGCACUGAUUAAAUGGAUCGAGUUAGCUAAAGCAAUGAAAGGCGAGGCCCAGGAUCAGCUUGGUAGCGCGUGCUGAUAUGCGCCUGACUCACUCUGCCUUCGACAGACGGCGCCGAAGCACACAGCAACGUACAGCAGCGCAGUACUUACGACAAGCGUGACGUGCGCUGCACUGUAGAAACAAAGGCAACGUCGUUGCCCCGACGUAAACGCACAGCUGUGGUACACGCUUGCUAGGGAAGUUUUGACCUGAUGGGUUAGAUGGGGCAACCUCCGGUGCAAGUCGAUGUCGCAAAAAGUUACAUGCUUAAAGUUGUGUUUUGACAUCUGCCUUGAGCCUGUGGCGUGACGUGCUGCCAAAAUCUGUUAAGAAAAAAAAAAGAUUAAGUCUAGAUGCCAAAAGACGCCUUUUGUCGCUGGCGUUAACAAACACAAUAGUUCGAUGAUCUAUCUGACUAGAUCUCACCGGUCGUUUCGUGUACUGUAAUGUCAAUGGCGGACAAUAUAUGGUCACGUUUUUUUUUUUUUUUCACGACGUCAACAAUGACGAUAGCAUACCAACUGAAAGCAAAUGUGUUGAUAGACCGCAUGGUUGAUUGACAAAUCAAUAUAUCCUGUUCUUUAUUAAGUUAUUUCUACUUGCGAAAUGCUAUAUGGUAUGCUAAACGCUUGGUGUCUGCUCGGGGAGAAUUAAGUGUCACGAAAAGCGUGCGUGAGGCCGCGCGUCCAGUAAGUUUUCAUCACAAAAUGUGCCUGCUUCUGCAUAUGAUAUUACAACUAUUCUAAGCUCUUGGCAGCUGUCUCCUACACUGAACACUGCUGCCUGCCUCUUUGAGCGUAUGAAUAGAACCACAGCUCAUGAUAGUCCAAGUCGUUUCUACCCUGUCCCAUUGCUUUCUUUUUCUCCCCAUUUCAAGAAGCGAGAAUUAUGCCUACACACAAAGUCUCGCACCUAUAUCAGCAAAAUUUAUUGAAAUACGUUCACCCUUAUAUAGCGCUCACUCCCACGUCGUGGACGGAGCGAAGACGCGCACGAGUUCUUCCCCUCAAAGCGUAUACCUUUUCGAAAAACUCUCAACUUGCCAGUUCAGAGAAAGAAAGCUUUUAGCUUUUGCAACGGCGUCAGCUACUUGUUUCUCGACGACUAAUCGGGGCAAAGUCCCUGUGCUUUGUGAAAGGCUCAGAAGACUGUUGUCGUAUAAGGCGGUCUGGUCGACAAGGACAUCCGUCUUUCAACAGCAUCCCUAUACACCUAUGAAUAGGUGGCCGAACUAACAAAGGUUUUCAUUCGUCACAGGCGUUCUUCAUUGACCGGCUUUCUACGAUAAUAUUAUAUCUGGACUCACUAUUGCGAACACUUCUAGAGUAAGAACCUAUUUGUAUUAAAUACGGGUAGGGAGCCUAAAGCACUGUGCUAUUGGCAACCUUUCUUUCCCCUUCUUUCGAGGUUAUAACGCAAGGUGCUGCACUUUUUUUUCUGUGUGUGUGCUCGCAAAGGGCAAUGCAUACAACGAUUCGGAUGCCGCUACCGGAUGCUCACCAUCACGUGGCCGCAAACCCACCAUAAUGGUGUAGCCUGUUACAGAGGGAAACGAGCUCGCAAAAUUUGCACAUGAAGCCCACCAACAAUAAUAUCACGCAAGCAAAUUGCAUAAUUACGUGCAAAAACAUUCGAGCAUACAUACCCCAGCUUUUUUUCCCUAUAAAAUAAAAGAAACCAAAGAAAGCUUCAUCUGGACGCCAAUGUGGUGAUUGAAACGUAGCGUCCUUUUCCUACGUGACGUUCUUAUAACACCUAAGUUCCUAUACUAAGCGUUCGCUACACGAAAGCAUCAGUGUGCAUGCGUGACGAUGUCGUAAUAUUACUUUUAUGUUAUUUUAUAUUUUGCGGGAGACUUUCGUUAUCCCAGAUAUUCAUCUACUUUAGUUUGUAGUGCUUCUUGGCACAUUUGACAUAAGAAUUGUUACAGCGCAAUCACAUGCAACCACACGUAAGAAGGACGGGACACAAGCGCUGACUGUCAACUAAAUUUUAUUGAUGGAAAACGGAUACCUUAUAUAAGGGGAAAGGCAGAAGUGAAGAGGGAAGGGAGUGAUACAAUCCGGGAAAAAUGACAAUGCGCAUCGAUGAACGAACGUGCCAGCAGUCAACGGAAUCAGGCGCCGAAAAAACAAGAAAACGAAAAAACUAGAAAAACACUAUCAAAAGGCGAGGGAUACUAACAUACAUUGAAAUCAGUAAGCAGUCGCUUCCAAAAAAUGAAGCUCUGCAGCAAAAAGCGAUACAGAAGGGGUGCUUACGCACUUGCUGCCAUAUUUGUGUAUGUGGAACGCUUCCAAAGAGACGCGCGCCGUCGCGUCGGCACUCUUGCCGAGAAUCUUUGUCUCUCCCAAACGAGCCUCGCAUCCUGUGCAUUCAAUUACGUGCGCGACCAAAUGUGCGUACUUGUCCUUUAAGUUGCUUAAAUUUCGGGCAUGUUCCCCCAAGCGUUCAUUAUUGCAGCGGCCGGUUUGGCCGACAUAAGCCUUUCCACACUUCAAGGGAAUGGCGUAGACCACUCCUGUGGAACACUGCUUACUGAUUUCAAUGUAUGUUAGUAUCCCUCGCCUUUUGAUAGUGUUUUUCUAGUUUUUUCGUUUUCUUGUUUUUUCGGCGCCUGAUUCCGUUGACUGCUGGCACGUUCGUUCAUCGAUGCGCAUUGUCAUUUUUCCCCGAUAGUAUCACUCCCUUCCCCCUUCACUUCUGCCUUUCCCCUUAUAUAAGAUAUCCGUUUUCCAUCAAUAAAAUUUAGUUGACAGUCAGCGCUUGUGUCCCGUCCUUCUUACUUGUGGUUGCAUGUGAUUGCGCUGUAACAAUUUUUAUGUCAAGUAUGCACCAACUCGCCCAGAAAGAAGUUUUAAUCUUGGCACAUUGUAGCAAUUAAUGCUGCACCGCACAAUCACAGCUCCUUCAGUUCUCGUAAGGGAAGACUGGUACUCUGCGAUGUGGCCUACAGGUCCACUAACGAAAAUAUCCAGGCAAUUCAAUGUGUUAAGAGUGGAUCGAUAUAUUUGCAGUCCAUUUAUCCAUACUUUAGUGCGUAAAAUUUGUGUUGGAGAAUAAAAACACAAGUGCUCAGUCGAACCAUGCGUUGGAGCACUUCCUGUUGGGCUAGUUGGUAGCUGUUCAUUAUAAAAUAUAAAGACGCCAAAUAAACGGACACACACAAGAGAACACACAUGCGUUGGAAGUAUAAUAUUUUGUUUAAAGACGUAAGAAAAGUUGCUUAUGGAUCUGGAUAUACAACAUAUGCGUGAUAUUUGCUUUAUUUUUUACUUCGAACAACUGUUUUCAAAAAGCCUACAAAAUUUACCCAAAUCACAUCACUGCGGAUGAAUUACCAGUCCAGAUAAACAUAAUUUAAGAAUAUGAAAUCAAUUUAUUCAAUUAAUAAGCAAACGCCAAUUAACAUUUUAAUUACAACUUCAAGGAAUACACCUAUAUCGAGAAGUUGAAGGGAAUCGUUAAAGGAAGUCUAGUUUCUUGUUUCUUAAUUUGAAAAUGGCUCGUGUAGAUCAUUAAUAACUGCCGCCAAAACAUUCGUUCAAUUAACCUCGUUAAGCCGCCGAUAUCGCCAGGAUAUCAGUGCAUGUCUCCAGCUCAGAGUAGGCGGAAACAGGAGCCGGAAGGUUCACUUCUUUGUGGAUUCAGUACUGCAAUGAGAUCUUUUGAUUCCGUUGCGUUGUUGAUUGUUGUAUGACGAUGGCGUAAGGCACACUGCAUUUAGCGCAAAUUAUUAGGUGCGUCGCUUAGAUGUCUCGCUGUCAAAAGUGACCCGUAGUGCGCUUAUAACCACCAUAGGCCCCUAUGACUUCGUUCAUAGCUGGAUUGUUCUUAUGCGUUCCUUUAAAUAGCAUCGGCGCAUUUUUGUAAGCACGUUGUUCGCCCAUGAUAUAUGCAUGGGGUCUUGAAGAAUCAACGCCUCAAUUAACGGUGACCUAAAAUUGUAUGAAAAUCGCCAUCAGGUGGUGUAGCAGCAAUAGCAAGCACAAAGAACUUGUUGUUCUAAGAAAGACUCUCGCGCAUUGCGAUGAUUGCGUAAUGUAUUGAACGUGGUGGAUUAAUUCUGGACUCAAUUUAUACAUUUAUAAACCAAAUACUCUCGACUGACACGCACAAGAGGUAUGUAUUGAAAGGACUAUUUUGAGGCAAUCAGCUCUUCAGAGCAAGCGACCCAUUUAAUCUUCACAUUAUGUCAAGGAUAAGUUUACAACUGCGCUCCUCCCCGGGUUCUGCCUCCGCGAGGACAGCCUGUCACUAAAUCGACGCGUAAGUUUAAGGAAGCGUAUCCUCGCAAUUUUAACCAUAGCUGGAUUUAGCAAAGGCUAACAUAUAAGAUGACCAUAUCCCUCUCUAUUUUAUCAUAGGGCUCCGUGUAUGCGAGGACGGUCGCCAUACGUUGGAGGAGUUACGUUAUAACGUUUUGUCGGCGAUACUUGCAUGUAACUUCAAGCAAGGAUCCUAUAUUAUGUAUAAAGCCUGAGAAUGCUAUGAACAGUAUACGGUUUCGUGCAACUUGGCACCAACCGAGCGUUUCCGCGCCCAAGUGAUGUUUGCACUUUGCGAGUGUGCUGAACUACCUUUAGGAAAUCAAAUGGUGCCCACACAUUCAGUCGCGCGGUUUGCGUUCUCACAAACGAAACGAUUCAUGAAGCCGACCGAAAGUUGCUUCGCUCUUUUCUGACGGGAAAUGUCUUUAAAAUCGGUCCGAGGGAAUCUAUUGCUAAAACCGCAUGUAACAAAAACAUGUUGUACCAUUAUCGCUUCUAUCUUUGCAACGGUAAUAUCCACUCUUCUUCCUUUGGUAUCACUGUGUAGAGAGCGAAAAAAGAAAAAAAAAAACAUCACUCGAUCAUGCAUGUGUUGCAUUCUCAUGUGAGGCUGUUUUCGCGCCACUCGGGACGCAAUCGGAGCUAAAUUUAGCCUCGCGCGGUGCGUUCAGAGAGCUGUAGCUCGGUAGUAUGUUUGUCCAUCCGAGCAGAAACGGCCGUGUUUGAAAGAGCUCACUCCGCCAUGGUAGGUAAAAUCUAUUAAACUCAUUCUAAUCCUCGCGAGUAGUUACAGGGUCUACAAGUGUGCAACUUGUUGCAGAAAUUUCACGCUUAUUCAGCUAUGGCCCCCACUGCGUUCCCCACGUAGAUACGGUACAGAAAUGACGCGAAGACACUCGGUCGGCCAGGAAGACAGGGGGUUAUAUCCAACCCCUUUGACCACGGCGGAGCGUGUCCGCCAUCGUAGGGGCCACAAGCGCAGGAGCCCCAAGCAUCUAUACGACUGCGUACGCGGGGCUCGAGCGGCGCAAAGCACUCUCGGCCGCCACCAGUAAAAAAAGUCAUUUUUUGCCCUACAGUGUCCAAGCACCCUCUGCAAAACAAACGGCCCCACUACGAAUAGGCAGCGAGCAGAGAACGAUUGCGAAAUUAGACCACGCACUCGCUGAAACAUAAGUUCGUCAUCAAAGCUUUCUAGUGCGCGAAUAAAUGCAACUUGUGUAUUUAGUGGAAUAAUUUUGAUACCACGGUGCCCAUGCACCGUCUGCAACCGUACCCUAGUGCGGUUGCGUCCCUGAGCCUGCACGACUUUUCUUUUUUUUUCAACUACGACAUGAGACCACGACUACGAGAGAUAGGACUAAGAUAGUAACUGAAGAGAGUGAGAGAGAGAGAGAGAGAGAGAAAAGAAACUACUUGCACAUUAGUCAAGAAAAAAAAAAAACCACUUAGUACGAAAAUGCCAUACUAGAGUAGAAAAAAAAAAAAAGAAUGAGGACACACCUGACCACAAGGCAAAACAGCGCACGUAAGGCAAAAAAGAGAACUUGACUCUUGCGUCUGCAGCUGUGCAUCAUCGUGUUACCCGUACCUGUCUUACACAGCACAUUCGCAUGCUUAGACAAAAUAUUUUGGAAAGAACGUUCGGAAUGUGAUGUCCAAAAAAAAUAUAAAAAAUUGGCUCGAACCCAAUAAUACGCCAUUGACUGUAAUCGACACCGCCUCUGCAAGCAGUUCUGAUAUCACAAUCGUGUGUCGUUGCAGAGUCGCUGCGAUGGAAGCGGCGCAAAAAGGUUGCGUGCUGGCACGCGCAUACCCCGUCCCCACUUCCUUUUGUUUCCCUACAACGAUAAAAUUUUGAGCCUUAAAAAAAAUUUAGCCAUGUAAUAAAACAUGUGCGUCUGUAGGCUAAAUCGCUUUGCAAGAAGUCUAACGCAAGAUAAAUUAAUCUAUACCGCAGGUGUUUGAUGCGACCGAAGCUUCUAUUACGAGCAGCCCGCGUUGUUAAAAAUUUGGCCGUAUCUGAUCUCCGGGAACCUUUCCCCUUGACUUCUGUCUAGUUGUGCUUGUAAAGGGCAUUCUUUUUACUUCGAGCGCAUAUGGUUGUUCUUUAAGUUGUUUUUCUGUUCUGUCUAGCAUUGCUGAUGCGCACGAAUGAAGUGAACCUUGUUUUUCUGUUCUGUUAUGGCCUUUCUUUUGUACAAGCCCCGAUAUACGUUAAUAAAGGUUUUUAAUGGUU